Molecule: messenger RNA, 3380 nt
Organism: Nicotiana tabacum (common tobacco)
Lineage: Eukaryota; Viridiplantae; Streptophyta; Magnoliopsida; Solanales; Solanaceae
Source: RefSeq, a predicted model, not a curated record
AUAGAUGGAUGCCAUAAAGCAUAAUUGCCGUUAUAAAAUAGCGCGAAAUUACAUCCAAAGUCCUACACAAUUGACUAUCCAGGACUACAAUGUAACUCCCAGAACCCAAUCAAUGAAUAACAGAAACACCCAGUGGCUAUGGAGCACAAUAGAGAGAAAAUGCCAUGCUUUGCUCCAACAAAGGAACUCCAAAGCCACCCUUCUCCGUAUUCACGCGGUAAUGCUUCGAAACGCCGUUGAUAGUAACGUCAAUCUCCUCACCAAGCUCAUUUCCAGCUUCUCCGUCAGCGACCCAGUAGCUGGAAUCAGCCAUGGACGCCGCGUGUUCGACACAAGUCCCCAAAAGGACGACACUUUUCUCAGUAACACCAUGAUAAAGUCCCACAUGGGAGUUGGCCAAUUCGCCGAAUCAACACUUCUGUAUAGAGAUUUACUAAGACAUACUAGUUUUGAACCGGACAACUACACGUUUUCUAGCCUUUCCAAGUGUUGUGGUGCAAGAUUAGUGUUGUGGGAAGGCUUGGAAGUUCAUAAUCAUGUGUUGAAAUGUGGGUUUGUGUUGAAUUUGUUUGUAGCGACCUCCUUGGUUGAUAUGUAUGCGAAGCUUGGUGAAAUGGGUUUUGCUAGGAAGUUAUUCGAUGAAAUGCUUGAGAGAAGUUCAGUCUCGUGGACAGCUUUAAUUGGCGGUUAUUUGAAGUGUGGUUGUAUUGGUAUUGCUGAAGGACUUUUUGAUGCAAUACCUGAGAAAGAUGUAGCUGCAUUCAAUGUGAUGAUUGAUGCUUACGUGAAGAAAGCAGAUAUGGUGUCAGCAAAUACAUUGUUUGAGGCAAUGCCAGAGAGAAAUGUGAUUUCUUGGACUAGUAUGAUCGACGGGUACUGCAGUAAUGGUAACGUAAAUGAAGCCAGGGUGUUAUUUGAUGCAAUGCCGGUGAGGAAUUUGUUCUCUUGGAAUGCAAUGAUUGGUGGAUACUGUCAAAACAAACAGCCGCAAGAGGCUUUGAAAUUGUUUCACGAUUUGCAGAUGAGGACGACAUUGGAGCCGGAUGAUGUUACUGUUGUUAGUGUGCUACCAGCUAUUGCUGAUUUGGGUGCCUUAGAUCUGGGUAACUGGGUUCACCAGUAUGUGAAGAGGAAGAAAUUGGAUAGAUCUUCAAAUGUUUGCACUGCCUUAGUUGAUAUGUAUAGCAAGUGUGGGGAAAUUGCAAAAGCCAGGGAAUUUUUUGAUGAGGUAAAAGUAAAAGAGACAUCAAGUUGGAAUGCUUUAAUUAAUGGAUUGGCGGUCAAUGGAUCUGCUAAAGAAGCUUUGGGGGUGUUUGAGGAGAUGAAGAGUAAAGGAUACAAGCCAAAUGAGAUUACUAUGCUUGGUGUUUUGUCAGCUUGUAACCAUGGUGGAUUGGUGGAGGAAGGCAAGAAAUGGUUUAUGGCAAUGGAGAAUUAUGGGCUUACUCCGCAAAUUGAGCACUAUGGUUGUCUGGUUGAUCUCUUGGGGAGGUCAGGGUGUUUGGAGGAAGCCGAAAACUUGAUCGAAACCAUGCCUUAUGAGGUAAAUGGAAUAAUAUUGAGUUCCUUUCUAUUUGCGUGUGGUUAUGCCAAAGAUGUUACAAGGGCUGAGAAGGUCAAGAAAAAGGCAAUUGAGAUGGAACCGUGGAAUGAUGGAAUCUACAUUAUGUUGAGGAACUUGUAUGCCACCGACAAAAGGUGGAGUGAUGUUGAAGACAUUAAGGGGUGGAUGAGGAGAGAAGGGGCAAAAAAAGAGGCAGGUUGCAGUACAAUUGAAGUUAAUGGUAUGGUUUGGGAAUUUUUAGCUGGAGAUAAGAUACAUCCACAAUGUGAGGAAAUACGUCUUCUAUUGGAGCAUUUGCGGCUGUACAUGAGAGGUCAGGAUACACCUUAUAGUAAUGAUAUUGGAUUGGCUGAAUUUUGAAUGACGACUAUCUUGCCAAUACUACAUGUGUUUCACAGCUUGUAUAUACUGGUGUUUCCCCUCAUAUCUCAGAUGUCAGCCUUGAGGUUAACGAAUAACAUGGACGACAAUGUCAAUCAAGAUGGGCACAAAGACCACAACCUAUAAGGAGACAUGAUAAACACCCUUGCCUUCCCGAAAACGGUGCGGUACUAAUGUAUUGAAUUGAUUCUUUGUUAAGAGUGUAAUUUAUAAACUAAAGUUGUGAACCAUAAGAAGAGCCUCAGACUGAAGAUCAAGAGAAAACAGGUACUUGAAUGUCAGUGUUGGUUUGGAAUCAGAAAUGUCCGCUGCACAAGUAUGGUUCUUUUGGAAUUACUGUUGCAUGAUAAAGGCAGAGCGUCAUGCGGGAGUCUGUUGUGUAGAUUCCUGUUUAAGCUAAAGCUUGAUUGAAGUCAAGAAUCUACGCCAUGAUCUCCCACAUGAUGAAAGUUUGAAAUUUUAAUGUUGUUGGUUAGGAAUCAGAAUUGUCCCUGGCACAAGAUAUGGUUCUUUUGGGAUUACUGUUGUAUGGCAAAAUUUAGAGCAUCAUGUGAGAGCCCAUCGUAUAGAUUCCUGCUUAACUCCAAGCUAAAUCUUGAUGAAAGUCAGGAAUCAGAUAUAGCAAACCAAUGGAAAGUAGUUACUGGAUUCUUUGCUUGUACACAUCACCUAGACAGACAACAAGCCAUUCCUAGUCUUUCUUUCUCUUUCUUUAUAUACUUUCAUUGAAUCUAUUUGUUCAUAUUGGCAAAGAUGGGUCUAAUCAUGAGCUUCAUGGGAAAAGGAUUGCCAACACAGCUUAUAAGUAAGGUGACGGGAAAAUUUCACGAGUCUUUCGUGGAUAAAAAUAUCACGGAUUUUGAAGGGUUCCAUCUGGCAAUUCUUGACAUGUUCGUCACUGUGAAUGGUGCAUUGCCUGGUAAGCACUGGAUUGUGCCUUCGCGUGACAAAAUCGAGGAGUGUUUUAAGGAAUGGAAGCAACUCGAUGAAGAAGGCAAGAAGAAGAAGGUCCUAGAGUUCAUGGAGAAGAACAUAAAACUAAACAGGUUAGAUCAGACUGCGCUCAUCAUUGGGCUGGCAACACCACCUGCAUCAAUGGCAGCCAAGAGAGCCGGUGAAGGUGUGCCUCAGCUCAAAUUUAUUAAAUCCAUUCCAGACGUGCUGUUUGUACCUGCUGCUACAUUGGUUGCUCUUGCAUCAGUUAAACUUUCCAGAAAGAUAUUCCUCCAACACGCAGCAUCUGAAGACCGUCUAAUUGAAAACCAUCCUGGAACAUCGAAUUCUUAAGCUUCGAGAUGAAAAUUUUCAAUUGGUAUACAAGUUUGUUUAACUGUUAUUUCAACCAUUCUUACCAGUCAAAUGUAACAAAGAAACAUCACAUUUGACAUGCAUAUAACAGUUGGAGAUAAUCAAUAAACCAUGCACAUUUUAUGUA